Pogona vitticeps (central bearded dragon) is the source of this 3699-nucleotide messenger RNA. The record is from RefSeq and is a predicted model, not a curated record. Lineage: Eukaryota; Metazoa; Chordata; Lepidosauria; Squamata; Agamidae.
UUCUGUCAAAGGUAGCACGGUAGCUGUUAUACGGUGGCAAGACCUCAGUGCGAAGGAUCUCCGUGAAGCUGUGUCCCGGGGAACAGAGAAAAAACACAAACAAACCAUCCAACAGAGUAGGCAUUAAAACAAGUUUAACCAGUAAGAAUGGCUGAUGCAGAAGCAGAGGUUGGACUUCCACCCAUUGAGCGUAAACAAGGCCUCCAGAUAUGGAUCAUAGAGAAAAUGAAAAUGGUGCCUGUUCCCGAAAAGGCAUAUGGGAGUUUCUUCGAAGGAGACUGUUAUAUCAUCUUAAAUAACACCAAGACACGGACCGGCUUUGCCACUGACCUGCAUUACUGGAUCGGGCGCGACUCCUCGCAGGAUGAACAGGGGGCAGCCGCUUUCUACGUGACCCAGAUGGACGAUGCGCUCGGUGGCAACCCUGUGCAGCAUAGGGAAGUCCAAGGACAUGAAUCGGCCGCUUUCAAAAGCUACUUCAAGAAAGGCAUCAUCUACAAGAAAGGAGGAGUCGCUUCAGGGUUCAAGCAUGUGGAGACCAACAUGUACAACGUCAAACGCCUCCUUCAUGUCAAAGGGAAGAAGCACGUGUCUGCUACGGAGGUCGAUCUUUCCUGGAACAGCUUCAAUAAAGGGGACGUCUUCCUCUUGGAUCUUGGCAAAGUGAUCAUCCAGUGGAACGGGCCCUCCUGCAACAUCGCCGAGAAGUCGAGGGGAAUGAUCCUGGCCCGGAGCAUCAGGGACGGAGAGAGAGGGGGUCGUGCUCAGAUUGGCAUCAUUGACAACGAGAAGGACAGCCCUGACCUGAUGCAGAUCAUGAACGCGGCGCUGGGGGAGAGGCAUGGGGAGCUCCGAGAGGCCGUGGCGGACGAGAAAGCCGACGAAAUUCAGAAAUCCAACGUCCGCCUUUACCAUGUUUACGAAAAUGGCAAAGAUUUAGUGGUUCAAGAAAUUGCUACCCGGCCCCUUACGCAAGACCUCCUACAGCAUGAGGACUGCCACAUUUUGGACCAGGGAGGUUAUAAAAUUUACGUCUGGCGAGGAAAGAAUUCCAGCAAAGACGAAAGGAAAGCUGCCUUCAGCCGAGCAGUGGGCUUCAUCCAAGCCAAAGGCUAUCCCGCCACCACGAACGUCGAAGUCAUCAACGACGGAGCCGAAUCGGCCAUGUUUAAGCAUCUUUUCCAGAAGUGGGUAGAAAAAGACGAGACCCAAGGACUGGGGAAGACCCACAACGUGGGGAAGAUAGCCAAGGUGGAGCAAGUCCAGUUCGACGUCACACAGCUCCACGCGCGACCUGAGUUAGCCGCAGAGCAGCGGAUGGUUGACGACGCUUCUGGGAAAGUGGAAGUAUGGAGGAUCGAGAACCUCGAGAUGGCCCCAGUAAAUCCGAGAACCUACGGGCAGUUUUACGGUGGAGAUUGUUACCUGGUCUUGUACACCUACAUGACGUCAGGCAGACCUCAUUACAUUAUCUACAUGUGGCUUGGCCGCCACGCUUCGUCCGAUGAAAUCACAGCGUGUGCUUUCAAUGCUGUGGAGCUGGACAGGAAGUACAACGAUGAGCCCGUGCAGGUUCGAGUGACGAUGGGGAAGGAGCCGCGACAUUUCCUGGCCAUCUUCAAGGGGAAUUUGAUCAUUUAUGAGGGAGGCACCAGUCGCGACCAGAAGACUGAGCCGGAGCCCUCCGUCCGGCUCUUCCAAGUGAGGGGCACGGACGAAUUCAACACCAAGACCAUUGAGGUCCCAGCCCGAGCUUCCUCCCUCAACUCCAACGACGUCUUCCUGCUCAGGACUAACCAGGUCUGCUACCUGUGGUGCGGAAAGGGAUGCAGCGGGGAUGAGCGAGAGAUGGCCAAGACCGUGGCCGACAUAAUCUCUAAGCGGGACAAGCAAACCAUCCUGGAGGGACAGGAGCCGGCCGAAUUUUGGGCAGCCCUGGGCGGGAAAGCCCCUUACUCCAGUGACAAGAGGUUCCAAGAAGAAGUCAGCAAGUACCAGCCCCGCUUGUUUGAGUGCUCCAAUCAGACGGGACGGUUCAUCAUGACGGAGAUCUUGGAUUUUUGCCAGGAUGACUUGGAUGAGGAUGAUGUCAUGCUCUUGGACACAUGGGAAGAGAUUUUUCUGUGGCUUGGCAAGUCGGCCAACAGCUAUGAAAAGACGGAGUCCAUUGCCUCCGCCAAGGAGUACCUGAAGACCCAUCCAGCAGGACGCGAUGUUGCGACACCCAUCAUCAUGGUGAAGCAAGGUCACGAGCCGCUCAAUUUCACCGGUUGGUUUGCGGCUUGGGACCCGUACAAGUGGAGCGAUGGCAUGACCUAUGAGGAGAUGAAGCGAAGCCUAGGCAAUGUCUCUGCUAUAUCAGAGAUCACAGUGGAUUUGAAAAAUGCCAACUUGAACAAUAGGAAUGCCAGUACCAAGCCUGCCCUCACCCAUCCAGAAGUUUCAGGGCCUGGAAUAAGUUUUCAGCCUCCCCAAACAGAUCCAGCCGUCAGCAGCAGCAACAACAACAACAACAGCUAUAACAGCAACACCCCUCUUCUACAGACCAGCGGGGAUGGUAGUUUUCCCAGAGAAAUGCUGAUCAACAAGACGGUGGAUGAACUACCAGAAGGUCUGGAUCCCACCAAGAAAGAGUACUACCUGUCCGACGAAGAUUUCCAUGACAUCUUUGGGAAGAGUAAAGAGGAAUUCUACCAGAUGCCCAAAUGGAAACAGCAAAACGAGAAAAAACAAUAUGGACUCUUUUGAAUAGAGUUAGGCGUCUUCUGCGUUGUCUGCCUUCUUGUAGACUUCUUGGAACUUUUUUGUGGGGUAGGAAGUGGGUCAGGUGGCCAAAGGUGGAAGGAGAAGAGGCGGGAGAAGAAAACCCUACAAUUCCACACUGAAAAAGGACCCCUGAAAAUACACACAACACACAGUACUGUAAAAGAGUAAUGUCCUUACCUGAAAAUGGCAAACUAUUUUUUCCUGCAUACAUUAUACCAUAUUCCUGCCUGAGGAGAAUAGUGUGAUUUGAUUUGAUUUUGCCCAUUCACAUCUGAUGUGUAUAGAAAUUCUUCUCUCCCACAUGUGGGUGAAAAAAAAAACAGAUCUGCAGUUGGUCUUGCCAUGGGGUGGAAUUCACAGAUAAAGUUUGUGAUCUUUCUUACAUCAGAGACACAAAUCGGAAGCCCAAAUCCUGUCGCUUAGCUGCGCCUGCGUAACUCAAAGUUGCGCAAUACGGGCCAGGGCAGAAAUCAUACCCAGCAGGCAGUUUGGGCACACGGUGUGGUCGGCCAGGGUCCAACACCAUUGUGAAAUUCUGCAGGUCUCAACUUUACCCAAUCCAAUAAGAAUCCCGCCAGGAGACAUGAAAUGUAUGGAAAUGAGGCAAUACCUCAUUUGACCUCUGACACAUUUGAAGGCUACCAGGUUACGGAAAGCUAGAUUAGGGCCUCGGAAAGGGGAACAUGUCCUAGAAAUGCCACAUGAAUUUGGGGAGGGACUUCAAGGCCGAAGAGUGGAGGCAGACCUUUGCAUUCCUCCUGUGAGGAGAUCCCUUUUGCCCACAGAUCUCCCUCUCGAUCUGUGGAGAAGGGGAACUGCAGCAUCCAAAACCUCUCAUCUUCCACAUCCCUGGAAUGUGGCAUGGCUUCCAUCUUGUUUUUUCUCUCUGGUAUACUUGGGCAUGCUCAAGGCCACCUCGUAUUUUUAGAGGGG